UCUCAAAUAUGAAUACUGGUUGGCUUCCUUGGUCACCAAAGAAUAAAUGUAAUAUCUUUGGGAUUUGCAUUGUUAGUUUGAACAUCUGAACUUGGGCUUUGGAACCAGUGAGGGGCAGUUUUCAUUAUUUUCUGACAUUUAUAGAAGAAUAAUCUUUGGUUCCAUCCCUAGUGAUGACUGUGUGGAGAUGUGUAGACUGUACAUGGGGUUCAUGGGACGUUUACCUGCCAUCUCUGACCAAACUACACACCUUUUUAAACUGGUUAAUAAAAACAUAUAAACUCCUCUCAGGAAAAUCAUCAUUUUCCUCUCCAGCUCUGAGGUGCCUGCUCCCAGCCCACCGGGACAUGUGCACCCUGAUCAUGGCCGAGCAACUGGCAUCAGACCGGGUGUCAGACGGUGCACAGAAAUCUUUGAUAUUCCCAACUUUGAAACUGGGAGGACUGGUGCUUCUGCUGGAGUUGCGCCCUCAGCUGGAGUCCACGGCAUGAAUAAUGUAGACCAAGGUCCUGGAGCGGAUCAGAGCCGGGCUCUGGAGACCAGAACCUCCACCGAGAAGAAACCGAAUCACGGAGAAAAGGUGCGGAUAAAAAACCGCCGGGGUCCAUUUCUAAUGUGACCGAGACGGAGACGGGGAUGAGGGCAUAAUGUAAAAACCCUCGGCAGCGGUGGCGGAGCUGCUGGUGAUACUGGUAUUGGACCUCCUCCUCCUCCUCCAUCAUCAGCAUCAUCAUCAUCCCACCACACACCUCCGCCGUUCAGCCAGUUUUUCCAGCACCACCACCAGCGACAAACCUUCAACGACAACAUCAUCAUUAUAAACAACAACAACAAUAUCCAGCAGGGCCGGGGAGAGGAGCAUCAUGGACGGAGAGAAAACAUCCUCCUGGUGCGGAACAGCCGAGCGGAGGAACGCCAUCAUCAACACCAGCUGAAUACAAGCGAGGAGGUGGAGGAGGAGGAGCGGAUGGAUGCCAGCCUGGGAUCAGCCACCAACACCACCACCAACAACCCUCCUCCAACUGGGACCAGCUCCGAGUUUAAUCAUUAUUAUGGGAAUGGAAGAGGAGGGCCUUGCUUUGAUCAACAUGGCGGACAACAAAGCCCAGGGACUGGGGUAACAGCGGCGCUCUUGGUACACAACACUAUGGAUCAGGUUCACAACUCCCACGAAGGGUACAACAACAACAGCCCGUAUAACCACUACCCGAAUUACCGACCCGGCUAUGGGAAUAGUGGAUACGGUGGCAUGAUGAGUCCGUCACGCCAGGGGAACAACCUGAUGGGCCCGGGCAGCGGCAGCUCGGUCGCUGCUAACCACAGUAAAGUGGCUAUGGCUGCUACCAGCUCCCCGGCUGUAGGUGGAGGUGUUAGCGGCGGCAACAACGGAGGAUUUCAGCGGUUCCAUGGACAGGGUCAGCAGCAACAACACCCGUCGGGGGCUACGCCAACUCUGAAUCAGUUAUUGACGUCUCCGAGCCCGAUGAUGCGCAGUUAUGGAAGUGGAUAUCCGGAUUACAAUAAUCCUAACGCACAGCACCAGCCGAGCAUGGGGCUGGCUAAAGACAUGGGCUCCCAGUACGGCUCGGCUACUCAUGGCUGGGGAGGACAACAAAGAAAUCACCCGACCAUGAGCCCGGGGAGUAACGGCCAGGGGAGCAGCAGAUCCCAGGUGCCGCCCAUGGACCCAAUGGCGAUGAAGCGCUCUCAGCUUUACGGUAUGAGCAACAACCCAUACUCCCAGCAGCAGCAGGGGGCGCCCUACCCCAGCCAGUCCUACGGCUCCCCCCCCCCCCCUAGAUACCCUGGCAGAGGGCAGAUGGGGAUGGGAGGGAUGCAGUACCCUCAGCAACAGAUGGGCUCUCAGUACGCUCAGCAGCAGCAGAACAUGGGUGGCUACUGUCAGCCGGGUCAGCCGGCAUACUUCAGCCCAGCACAGCAGCAGCCCGCUGCCCCCAGCCAGCCGCCGUACAUGCAGCCCCACCCACUGCCGCAGCAGGAGGUGCCACAGGAGGCGUACGGAGGCCGUGGACAGUCUGCCGCUAUGACUCCUGGGAAACCAAACCACGAGGAGAUGCGUCUGAGCCAACAGGAGAGACCGUCUAGCCUGCCGGAUUUAUCCGGCUCCAUCGAUGAUUUGCCCAUGGGCACCGAGGCGGCGGUGAGUUCGGGGGCGUCGGUCUCCGGCAGCAUUCAGGGCGACCAGGGGACCCCGGCCCGUUCUCCUUUCUCCCCACAUGUCUCACCUCGACUCCCCCCGCCAGUUCGCAGCGGACCUUCCCCCUCCCCCUCACCAUCUCCUGCUGGGUCCAGCAGCCAGUCACGGUCUGGACCACUGUCCCCCACCACCAGUGGACCAGGGCCUCAGCUGACCCCUCAGGUUCCUGGUCCUGGAUCAGAUGGUGGUCCUCAUGCCUCCCAGUCUGCCAUGGCGCAGGACAGAGGUUUCCCUCCCUCCAUACAGCGUAGCACUCCGGGGCCUCAGUUUGGCCCCCAGCAGUCAGCACCACCCAUGUCCCCUCACCAAGCAACGGGGGGGCCUGUGCAUCAUGGCUCCUACCAGCAGGGUAGCUCAUUUGGCCAGUACGGGCCCCCAGGUAACUACCCUCGGCCCCCCAGCUAUGGUGGGGUGCCCAGUGCCAACUACAGUGGCCCUGGCCCAGGCCCUGGCUUAGCUAACAGUCUGGGGUUGAAUGCCAGCAGUCCCAUGCAUGGUCAGGGCCCCUCCACACCGGCAGGCCGUGGUCCCGGUGCUGGGGGACGCCCUUACCCCACUGGAGGCGGUGCCAUGGGCCCCACCUCCCCCAGCAUGCCACAGUCUGCUGGGCAGGGCAUGGGACCUCCGGGGCCCAAUGCCAGCCGCAAACCACCUGAGGCUGGCCCCAGCGCUGGACCAAGUGCCAGCUCCUCAUCCACCAUUGCGUCCGCUGCUCAGGGCAGGCCACCCUUCACUCGAUCGCUCGUCUUCCAAAACCAGUCCUGGCCCGGGGGUCGACCUGCCCUGUCUCCCACCCUUCACCCUCCUCACCACCACCCUCCUCUUCCUCACCUUCCUCCUCACUACUCCCAGCAGAGCGCCAAUGCUCAGCCCCACCCCACCCUGCAGACCCCCCCUGAGCAUUAUGGGCAGGGCAGCUACCCGGGUAUGGCACCGAUGGGAGGAAUGGGCCCUGGAGGUCCUUACAGCCAGCAAGCAGGCAGCAACAAUGGGAGGAUGACGCCACAGGGUCCCCCCUACAACACCCCACCCUCAGGCCCCAUGAUGAUGUCAGCAGAAGGGAUGGCCACUCACCCAGAUGCCAAGCAAAGGAGUGAGCACAGCAAAGAGGGUGUUGCUCCUGCCACCGAACAAGCCAAACCCAAGGACAGCUACAGCUCUCUGUGUGUGUCUCAGACCCCCACCCCCUCCCCCAUGUCCCCCAGCUCAGCUAGUCUGUCCUCCUGUCACGGGGAGGACAGUGAUAGCAUUAGCAGCCCCGCCUGGCCCAAGACUUCGACCAGCCCUAAGCCCAGUGUGGCGACCAUGACCAACGAGAAGAUCACCCGGCUGUACGAGAUGGGCUCAGAGCCCGAGAGGAGGCUGUGGGUGGACCGCUACCUGUCCUUCAUGGAGGAGAGGGGCACGCCUGUCCCAAACCUGCCGGCCGUCGGGAAGAAGCCGCUGGACCUUUGCAGACUCUACCUGGCUGUCAGAGAGAUCGGAGGACUGGCCAUGGUGAACAAGAAUAAGAAGUGGAGGGAGCUGUCGUCCCUGUUGAACGUGGGGACGUCCAGCAGCUCGGCCAGCUCUCUGAAGAAGCAGUACAUCCAGUACCUGUUUGCCUACGAGUGUAAGGUGGAGCGGGGAGAGGAGCCGCCACCUGAGGCCCUGGGGCCCACAGGGGACACCAAGAAACCCCUGUCACUCCAGACCAAAAUCCAGCCACCCUCCCCAGCCAACUCAGGUUCCCUCCAGGGCCCCAACACCCCUCAGUCCAGCAGCAGCUCCCUGACUGAGGCCCCUGGAGACCUGAAGCCCCCAACCCCCGUCUCCACCCCCCACAGCCAGAUGGGCCCCCAGACAGGGAACAGAAACAUUGGAGGAGUGAGCGUCCAGGAUCCAUUUUCUGAAGGAAGCGAUCCAGCUUUCCACAACAAGCGAGGCCCUGGGCCCGGCUGCACCCCCUACCAGCAGGGAGGAGGUCCAGCAGACCCGUCUGUGAGGAUACAGUACGAUGCCAACAAAGACCCAUAUGGAGGGGUGAGGAAAGGUCCAGGCCCAGGCGAUGCCUUUGGCCUUGGUCAGAUGCCCAGUGGUGCCAUGCAGGACAUGUACCCCUGUGGGCCGCCCUCCGGGCCCCUGACUGGGGUGGGCCCCAGACCCCAGUACCCCUAUGGCCCCAGCUACGAGCGGAGGCCAGAACAUGUGAUGGGCCCAGAGGGAGGCAUUGGGCCCCCUGGAGGUCAGAACAGCAUUGGCCCAUCUGGAAAUGAGGCCGGCAUGUACCCCACCAACAGGUACCCCCACCAGAGGCACGGACAUGACGGUUAUGGACAGCAGUAUCCUCACAGCAUGGCCUACAGUUCUCAUCAGCCCCUGUACCCUCAGCAGCAGGGCUACAAGCGGCCGAUGGAGGGGAUGUUCCCCCCCUCUAAACGUCACGAGGGGGAGGGGUUUGGCGUGCAGCAGUACAGCUCUCAGCACCCUGAUAUGUUCAGCCCCUAUGGAGGAGGAGGAGGGGGAUAUAUGGGCCCGGUCCAGGGUCAGUACCCCUAUCUGUACACCCGAGAGCACCAGGGACCCCCACAGCACAGCAUGAUGGGCUCAGCGCCACCGUCGGUGUCUGGAGGCCCCGGGGAGGGGCCGCAGGCCAGCAUGUGGCACCCCAGGGGCCUCCCCCUCAUUAACAGAGAGAUCAGCUUCCCCCACGGCUCUGUGGAGGCCACCCCCCCAAAACUGAAACCCCGACGCCGCCUCACCGCCAAGGAUACAGGAACCCCGGAGGCCUGGCGGGUGAUGAUGUCACUGAAGUCUGGCCUAUUAGCAGAGAGCACCUGGGCUCUGGACACCAUCAACAUCCUGCUGUAUGAUGACAGCACAGUGGGCUCCUUCAGCCUCACACAGCUGCCUGGCUUCCUGGAGCUCAUCGUGGAGUAUUACCGCCGCUGCCUCAUCCAGAUCUUCGGCAUCCUGGAGGAGUACGAGGUGGGAUCCAAGUGCCAGAGGACCCUGCUGGCCCCCCUGCCUGCUGCCCCUGAGGAGGAGGUGCUGAAGGAGCUGCCAGCUGCCACCUCUAAGCCUAACAGGCAAUCACCAGAGGAGCAGAGGAUUCCAUCCGUAGAGGAGGAGGAGGAGACGUUACCACUACUCACAGCUGCUCCCAUCAACGCUGAGGAGGAGAUGAAAGAUGGUGAACCUGUGUUCAAAGAGGAGGCGGAGGUGAAGGAGGAACUGCAGGGACAGGAAGAAUCCCGGCUCCGACAGGCAAGCAAGUAUGACAAGCUGCCAAUCAGGGUGGAGGAGAGUGGGAAUGAGUGGCAGGAGGUGGAGGAUUGCUGGGCCCAGCUCAGCCGACCCAAUGGCUUCAUCAGUGGCCUCCUGCACUGGAUGGCCGGAGGAGGAGACUCCACUGCUCACAUCCAGACGCACUUUGAACCCUGCGCUGGAGACUACACCCCCCCAAACCCAGUGGAGAAGGAGGAAAGGGGGCGAGGAGACAAGGGGAGGAGCCAGGAGAGGGAGGGAGUACAUGACAACAGGAAGGAGGUGGAGGGAGGCCUGGAGAAGAUCCUGCCAGCCAGAGAGGAAACGUCACUGGAAACCCAACAAGGGCUCAGAGCUCAGAGGUCACCGGCUCACGGCGAGGCAGCUCAGAGUCCCAUCAGCCAGCUGGAGGAUGAGCCCCGCUGCUGGGAUGAGGCUCCACUGUCUACGGCUGAGUCCUGGCAAGACGUUCUGGCCAAACGCUGCAUCUGCAUCUCUAACAUCGUGCGCGGCCUCUCCUUUGUCCCCGGAAACGAUGCCGACAUGUCGCGCCACCCUGGCCUUGUGCUGAUCCUGGGGCGUCUCGUGCUGCUGCACCACCACCACGCCCGCAGGAAACGGACGCCACCCACCUACCAGCGGGAGGAGGAGCAGGGUCUGGCCUGCAGCCGGGACGAGUGGUGGUGGGACUGCCUGGCGGCGCUCAGGGAGAACACGCUGGUGACGCUGGCCAACAUCUCAGGCCAGCUGGACCUGUCGCUGUACCCAGAGAGCAUCUGCCUGCCCAUCCUGGAUGGGCUGCUGCACUGGAUGGUGUGCCCAUCCGCCGAGGCACAGGACCCGUUCUCCUCGGCGGGGGCUACCCCUCAGAGACUGGUGCUGGAGUGUCUGUGCAAGCUGAGCAUCCAGGACUGCAACGUGGACCUGCUGCUUGCCACACCGCCCUUCAGCCGCCAGCAGAAGCUCUUCACCACGCUGGUGCGCCUCAUCGGUGAGAGGAAGAGCCAGGUGUGUUGUGAGAUGGCGGUGGCCGUCCUGUCCAACCUGGCGCAGGGUGACUCCACAGCAGCAAGGGCCAUCGCCCUGCAGAAGGGCAGCGUGGGAACUCUUAUCAGCUUCCUGGAGGACAGCGUGGCCAUGGCUCAGUACCAGCAGAGUUCACACAGCCUGCUGCAUGCCACUGCGUCGUCAGAGCCGCCCAGCAUCAACAUGAUGUGCCGUGCUGCCAAGGCACUGCUGGCCAUGGCGAGGGUGGAGGAAAACCGGACGGAGUUUGUUCUGUACGAGAGCCGGCUGCUGGACAUCUCACUGUCGGCCGCACUUAGCUCAUCAGUGGCAGCCAUCAUGUGUGAGGUACUGUUUAAACUCGGCCGCUCGUGACAUGAACGCUGCCACAGAGCGCGCUCAGCGGC
This is a messenger RNA of Monopterus albus (swamp eel), 6876 nucleotides long. RefSeq names its product AT-rich interactive domain-containing protein 1B-like. Gene Ontology annotation, molecular function: nucleosome binding; DNA binding. Lineage: Eukaryota; Metazoa; Chordata; Actinopteri; Synbranchiformes; Synbranchidae. The record is from RefSeq and is a predicted model, not a curated record. Gene Ontology annotation, cellular component: nBAF complex; brahma complex; SWI/SNF complex. Gene Ontology annotation, biological process: regulation of transcription by RNA polymerase II; chromatin remodeling; positive regulation of DNA-templated transcription.